Messenger RNA from Telopea speciosissima, 1108 nucleotides. RefSeq names its product oxygen-evolving enhancer protein 1, chloroplastic-like. The transcript has 2 exons. Lineage: Eukaryota; Viridiplantae; Streptophyta; Magnoliopsida; Proteales; Proteaceae. The record is from RefSeq and is a predicted model, not a curated record. Gene Ontology annotation, biological process: photosystem II assembly; photosystem II stabilization. Gene Ontology annotation, molecular function: oxygen evolving activity. Gene Ontology annotation, cellular component: photosystem II oxygen evolving complex. The coding region runs from base 82 to 1065 and encodes 327 amino acids.
CCUUCUUCCACUGUAAAGAGGAGAUAAAGAGCGCAAGUGAAGAAGGAAUACACGCCAAACCUAAUCACCUUCUCGGAAACUAUGGCAGAGUCUCUCCAAGCAGCGGCUACACUAAUGCAACCGACCCAGGUCGGAGCAUCAGCUCGGAUUAGAUCCUCACAGAGCGUUAGCAAGGCUUUCGGCUACGAGCCAGUCGCCGCCAGACUGAAAUGUUCUCUGCAGAGCGACUUCAAAGACCUGGCCCUAAAGUGCGUCGAUGCCGCCAAGAUCGCUGGUUUAGCCCUUGUGACUUCAGCCCUCGUCGUUUCGGGAGCCGGUGCAGAAGGAGUGCCCAAAAGACUAACCUACGAUGAAAUCCAGAGCAAGACGUACAUGGAAGUGAAGGGAACGGGAACUGCAAAUCAGUGCCCGACUAUUGAAGGCGGUGUGGAAACCUUCGCCUUUAAGCCAGGCCAGUACAGUAUGAAGAAGUUCUGCUUGGAGCCAACGUCGUUCACCGUCAAGGCCGAGGGUGUGAGCAAGAACGCCCCAGCUGAAUUCCAGAAGACGAAGCUCAUGACCCGUUUGACCUACACUUUGGACGAGAUUGAAGGACCCUUCGAGGUUGUCCCCGACGGUACCGUCAAGUUCGUGGAGAAAGACGGCAUCGACUAUGCCGCUGUUACGGUUCAGCUCCCAGGAGGAGAGCGUGUGCCUUUCCUCUUCACCAUCAAGCAGCUUGUGGCAUCUGGAAAGCCAGAGAACUUUGGAGGGCCGUUCUUGGUGCCGUCUUACAGGGGUUCAUCUUUCUUAGACCCCAAGGGGAGAGGUGGUUCGACCGGUUACGACAAUGCAGUAGCGUUGCCCGCCGGUGGAAGAGGAGAUGAGGAGGAAUUGGUUAAGGAGAACAUUAAGGAAACUUCAUCGUCGACUGGAAACAUUAGUCUGAGUGUCACCAAGAGCAAGCCUGAGAGUGGAGAGAUCAUCGGAGUUUUCGAAAGCAUUCAACCGUCUGAUACUGAUUUGGGGGCAAAGGUUCCCAAAGACGUGAAGAUCCAAGGGAUCUGGUAUGCCCAACUCGAGUAGAGUAGAACUUUCUUCUUUGAAUUGGGAUUUUGAUUUUGUAGAA